This is a messenger RNA of Maylandia zebra (zebra mbuna), 1711 nucleotides long. The record is from RefSeq and is a predicted model, not a curated record. NCBI's taxonomy places the organism in Eukaryota, Metazoa, Chordata, Actinopteri, Cichliformes, Cichlidae.
CUUGUCACAGUAAACUAUGAGGAGAAUUACAAUGGGAGAAUAUAGAGCAGGUUUUCUGAAACUGGCUUGUAUCUGGAUGGCGAUUCUGAUGCACAGCUUGGAUGCACAACUUGCACCAAAGAAACAUGCUGCAGGUGCAUCGUGCAGUCCCAAACACCUGACAGCCCUGACCGAAAGCUUGGUCAAUGAAAGCUUGAGAUGCUUUGAUGAAGCCAAUGGAAAACACCUUGGUAUGUGGUUACCUGGCUUCCCUGAGCUCCACGUCCAGAAGAGCUUACCUCCUAAUUGGACAAAAGUUCAUUGCAGCUUGCGCUUCAUGCAUGAAGGUCUAAAUGACAUCUUGGAGGACCAGAAAAACAACCUGAAUCCUCAAAACGUUUCACUUCACAAGAAGCUAGAGGAAACCAUUGCCAGGAUUAAAAUGCUUGCAAAUUGUAUAAACAUCAUCUUUAAAAGUACAUGUCCCUCAAAGCCAUCACCACCUAAAAUGCCUAAACAAGUAUUUGAGAGGAAACAGUGGAGUCAUACCCUGCUAAAGGCAGCCGGGGAUUACCUGGUAUGGCUGGAGCAAAUGUUUGUUUCAUAUGUUAAAGGAACAAAAAUGGGGAAAGGUAAAGUAACAAAGACCCAGCCUCAUAAGUACCUGGAGGGGAGUGGAUACCUGCUCUGAUUAUGAACAAGUUUAGCUGAGUUUGUGGUGAAAAUGCGGUUAUAGUUUGUGGCAGCUUUUCUUUAGCCCCCCCACCCCCGUCCAAGACUUUUAAAUGCUACUUUUUCAUGCAUUCAGUAUGCUGUUAUGCAUUAAGGAUCUUUACAGUGUCUCUCUCUAUAAUAUAUCUGAUAUUUCAGUACAAACAUAACAACCGACAUGGUUAAAACAGCCAAAGAGGGUUUUUUUUUUAUAAAAUUUAUGAAGGGUGUACUUUGAUAUUUUGGAAAAUUGAGCUGUUCUUAUUAUUUUAAAUGAGAAAGUACAUGCAAAUGUCUAAUCGACAACAUAAGUAAGGCACAACUGGGGAAGCAAUUAUCCAAGCUUAAACCUGACAGACAAAAAAAAGGUGAAAAUCGCUGCUUUUGUCUGCUAUCACCCAAAUCCACCAAUCGGCACCUCUUAACAAAUGUAAACCCCAGUACUGCUGCGCUAACAGCUGGAUCUUUUUCUAGCUGGCUGCUAUUUGACGCUUCACAUUUGAUAUCACAGGUGUGAAUGAUAACAACCAUCUCAACAAAUUCUAAUAAAGCAAAUAUCUCCGUUUACCAAAACGUCAUGUUGCUACCAUAAAAGCGUUAUCGGAAAUGUCUUUGUUCCAAACCUGAUAGCUCAAAGCAAUCAACAUGUUCCCUUGUGGCAGUAAUUAAUCAACUUGCCAACCAGGAAAAUGAGAAAUGGCUCUAAUACAUCUCCUAAUUAUGACAGUUUGUUUUCCUCAGCCUUCACGUUGAUUAAUUGUUUUGCUCUGACCAACUAUCCCAUGUGUGGGGGCUACAUUGCCUGAGGUAGAAAGAAACAGAUAGCAAUAACUUACAGAGAGCUAUUAGUUUGGACUCCACAUAAAAAACAAUCAAGUUAUAUUAAAUGUUUCUAUAUUUUCAAGAACUUUUAAUCAAAUUUUGAUUUUUUUUUUUUACUGUUAUUUAUACUGAAAUUCCUUGCAUUAUCUUUCUUUUCUGUGGAACUUAUAUUUAUUCACCAUAACUAUUAAUUUUUAAA